Messenger RNA from Batrachochytrium dendrobatidis JAM81, 3342 nucleotides. RefSeq lists its product as uncharacterized. NCBI's taxonomy places the organism in Eukaryota, Fungi, Chytridiomycota, Chytridiomycetes, Rhizophydiales. The coding region runs from base 432 to 3032 and encodes 866 amino acids. The transcript has 4 exons. The record is from RefSeq and is a predicted model, not a curated record.
GACAUUUGGCAUAAUUUGAUUUAGAUUAUUGUUGGCGGUUUGAACGAUAGUCUGUAAAGUAUCUGUAAGCAAAUCCACCUAAUUGCAUUAUCUGACUGUCCUGUACCAUACAUUAUCGACGGCCAAGUUGCUGCCAUUCAAUUCAAUUACAGUAUUCAAGUUACACCAGCCGGGUCACGCGGUUGAUAUACAGUCCAGCCAUCAAAACACCUAGCGUUUAAAUUGGUGGUCAGACUGUAGUUAGUUUAACUGCAUCCACGCCAGCCAGCAAGAAGUAAACUGCCGAGUCGUCAGCUGGUUAUAGCAACACUUGCUAGAAACAUACGGCUGGAUUCUGGAAAGACAUUUACUUUCUUGUUUCCACACUGUCUGGACCACAAUUACUGCACUAAUUCGAGGUCACCAAUUCAAUUCAGACAGUCUUGAUUACCAUGUCAGAAUCUUCCUUUCCUGGCACUGCAUUGUUCCCUCUUAUUGCUACCAUAAACACUUCUGCAUCGUCUUCAGAAGCCUUGACACAACAAUCUUUGCUAUCACAUACUGCUUUACAGACCAAUUCUACAUUAUCAUUAGCUCAAGAGCCGGCUCUUACUGCUACUGACAUCAUCCGCUUUUAUGACCGCAUUAUUGAUGCAUCGGACCGCAAGCUUACCCGGCUAAACACUCUUGGUAGCAAGGCCAAGUCCGAGGGCUAUCGCUUGUCUGUGCGGCUGAUACGGCAAAAUGCAUGGUACCAGAAGAUGCACUAUCAACUGACACUUCCUCCUGUUAUGAUGGGCGACUCGCUCUCUGCUUCGUUUGGCUUCUCGCAGGAUUUCUGGGACACCGCCAAUACAUUGAUGGGAGUUGCUUCUUCAGCACUGCCAUCGGCUCCAGCUUCCGAAUCAAAUUCUUCCCUAUUUACACCCUCUACAGAUGCAUUGUUGGAGUCCAUCACAACAAACUCUUGGGCCCUCACAACUCAAUUCGACACCAGUGGUUCAUUUUUGGAUCAGUCCGCUUUAAUGGCAUCUCAACUAGGUGUUUUACGCUCGUCAUCUUGCGACUUGAAUUCGUCUCCCUUUGAAACUUCGGUUUUUGGAUCGCUUUCUGCCAUGCAAGCGGAGAUGGAUUUGGCAUUCACUAAUUCAACCACCCCUUUUUCAAUUGUAAACCAAUUACAUUCUACUGCAUCAUCAGUGUCGCAACUACCACAUACUCAACCAAAUGGUUCUGAUAACAAAACUUUUCCAGAAUGUGUCAACCCCACAACUUCUGGUAUUUCACAUGCGGGAUCAUUUGCUACAGACAAGUUGAUGGCAAAUUUGUCAUUUGCCAAUUCCGAGUCUUGCUCAACUGAAAGCCCAAAACAAGGUUCUCAUGCAGAUCAGUUUUUGAAGUUGGAUCGUGUCUUUAUAUCCGCUGCUGGCAGCGGUGUGUGUGACUUGGACAACAAUAUCCUAUCAUCUACUUUUUCCCCUACUACUACGCCUUGCAACGGAGUCAUAGUUGCAUCAUUUCCUUCCAGUGUAUCUGAUACCUCUUUACCAGAUCCUCCGGUUGAACCUGCAGAGGGCGUAAUGCCAGAGAUUCCCCACCUUCAUAUUGUCGAGCACCACACCAAUAUUGCUCAAGAGUCAUUAUCGAUAAAGCCCUUGUCGCCAGAAUCUUUCCAUCCAAAACGCGGAUCCCCACUCAAGGAUGCUUCGGCAGAGCUUGACAUGUCACUUCCAUCAUCCAUUUUUGUAUCUACUACUCCACUAAGCAACACGACGGAGUUGAUGACAGAUGAAAAAUUUGACUGGUUGUCAUUAAAUUUGACUGAAGCAUCAUCUACAGCACCGUCUACCUCUACCGCUUCAUCUGCUACUACACAUGUAUUGGAACUUUCAGAUGCACCAACUGCUAAUCAGAAAGCAUCACAUAUACAGCUAAAUUUUUGCCAAGCAUGCCCUACGCUUUUAGAUAGAUCGAUGUGUGAGCCUUCCACUCCGCGACUAUUGUUUCAAGACUUGACUAGCGACGAGUCUUCGUGCAUGGAAGUAGACGAUUCAAGUUUUUCUUUAUGCUCGUCAUCUACUGGCCAUAAGCUAGGGUGUUUGGAAGAUACUGGCCACGUACGUGUGAAUAUUCCUGAAAAUGCAAUGCAACAAUUUAUUUCAACAAUACCAAGAUUUGGACAAGAUCCUAAAUUGUCCAAUACUAUUUCAGAGGACAUUCCAUUGGUGCUUUCACUUUCAAAAUCCUCGUCUAUUUUGUUGGGAAAGCGCCGCAAUGAAUGUCAAUACUAUACUGAUCCAAUUGUAUGCGGUUCUGAGAAUGAUAUUCGCGCUUCGUUAGCUUAUUCUGUAGUUCCUAACUCUAUCUGUACUAAAUCUUUGGAACCCCUAUAUACUACCUCGGCUGAUGCUUGCUUCCGAUCAAAAGAAUCGUUUUUUAGUGAUAUGAUUGCCAAUAUUUUGCCCUUGUCCAACUCAUUGUCAGAAACGAGGCAAGAUAAAGGUCGUUUAGCAAAGCGUUUGUGUAUUGAUGUGCCUGUAACAUUGUCUGCACCUGCCGACUUGUGUUUUUUAAAAAAGUAUGUACACAAAGAAUGCUCUGCCGAUCCUGCAACUAAAUACGAUUGUGAUGCUAUGGACACGGAUGAGAUACUUGCAAUGGACUGUGAUCUUGAUACUACUUGUGAAGCUGGUCAAGACUACUCAAAUUGCACAACAUUAGCAACUCAGCCAACUAACCGAGUACGCAUCGACUCUGCCAUAGGGGAUUCAAAUGACCAGAAGGCACAAUGUUCGAGUGAUCUCUUGGACAACACAUCAUCGAGCCAUCAAAACUCAAUAAUGGUUAAAAUGUUUUGCACUAUAGAAUCUGAUCCAUCUGCCACAGUUACCUUGUCGGUCCGAGACAAGAACGAACUGAGUUGCUCGCCCACGACAGACAACAUUGUACUGCCAGUCGUCAUUGUAUCUAAAACACAAAACACGAACCGCAACGCAGCACACAAGAGACUACAGAAUGGAUCGUCUUAUCCAUCUCCGCCUGACCCAAACUGAUACGUUCACACCACGCUCUCUGUCCAGGGCAUUUAACCUUCACAUCAUCCUAACCCAUACUGAUCUGUUGUUUGAUCGAAUUUAAAUCUAAAAUACACUUCUGGUAUAUCUUAUAGUCUUCAUUUUUGAAAACACAUCUAAUACAUGCAAUAGUAAAUCUGAUAGAAUGGCAUAACUGAGUCUAGAAAUAUGCCAAUAUGGAUCGAAUCGAUCUGUCUGGUGUCUCAGCACUUGUAAUUGCCAUCUGUCUCACUGUCCUGCCAUCAUUCAGUUGAAUGUCAUGACUAAUAAAUGCAAACUUUUCAACCUC